Molecule: messenger RNA, 453 nt
Organism: Bacidia gigantensis
Lineage: Eukaryota; Fungi; Ascomycota; Lecanoromycetes; Lecanorales; Ramalinaceae
Gene: RPS19
Product: 40S ribosomal protein S19
Exons: 4
Coding region: 1-453 (150 amino acids)
Biological process (GO): translation; ribosomal small subunit assembly
Cellular component (GO): ribosome; cytosolic small ribosomal subunit
Molecular function (GO): RNA binding; structural constituent of ribosome
Source: RefSeq, a predicted model, not a curated record
AUGGCAGGCGGUGUCAGUGUCCGCGACGUAGAAGCGCGCAAAUUCAUAGAAGCCUACUCCGCAUUCUUGAAACGACAGGGUAAAUUGCAAAUACCAGGCUGGGUCGACACCGUGAAAACAUCACCCUCGAAAGAAUUACCACCACAAUCAAUUGACUGGUUCUACACCCGUGCCGCAGCCGUAGCACGCCACAUCUACCUCCGCAAAACUGUCGGUGUCGGCCGCCUUCGAAAAGUCCACGGCAGCACCAAAAACCGCGGUUCGGCGCCCUCCCAUCAUGUCGAUGCGUCCGGGUCUGUGGAUAGGAAAGUGAUGCAGGCACUGGAGAAGAUUGGCGUGCUUGAGCAGGAUGAGGAGAAGGGCGGACGGAGAAUCAGUCAGAGCGGCCAGAGAGAUCUGGAUCGUAUUGCGCAGACGACGCUGCAGGAAGAAGAGGGGAGUGAUGACGAGUAG